ACGAGUUGGUCACGAGUGCAUGGAAUUCGGGGGCAGCUAUGCCCGCCCGGGCAGUUGUGUAGAUUAGAUACCAAGUUUGAUCGUAAUCUGACGUUGUUGUUGGCUUGAGGGUGAACAGCGGAGACACAGACAGCAUGGCAGCGUUAGUCAAUCCUGUACCUAAACCACGCAGACAGCCACCAUUACCAGGCCAAAACGUCUUGAGACUUGUACUUUUGGGCAAAACAGGAUCGGGAAAAAGUGCAACAGCAAACACAAUUUUGAAUGAAAAUGUUUUCAAGUCGAGUUCAUCGUUCCAGUCUGUGACAGAAGUAAGCCAAUAUGCCAACCGGGAGACCCUCGGCCUCGUCAUCCAAGUUGUUGACACACCAGGGAUGUUUGACACCAACAUGGAAAGAGACGUCGUUGAUAAGGAAAUAAAGAAAUGUAUUGCCAUCUCCGCUCCCGGGCCACACGCAUUCUUAUUAGUGAUUUCCUUAACGCAGCGAUUCACAGAAGAAGAUAAAAAAGUCUUCGAUGAAAUUGAUGAUAUAUUUGGAGAUCAAAUGCACAAACAUUUGAUAAUCGUCUUCACGAGAAAAGAUGACCUUGGCGAGGGAGAAUCUGUCAAGGAGUAUCUUGAAACUGCUCCCGAUACACUGAAGCACAUACUGCGGAGUGUUGGUGGCGGCUAUGUGUCCUUCAAUAACAAAGGUACAGAAGAGGCUCGGGAAAAGGAUGUUACUUUCCUCCUUCAGCGUAUUCAGAAAAUGGUUCAGAAGAACGGGGAACGCUUCUUUUCCUCCUCUAUGUUUUGGCAAGCUGAAGAAAUUAUUCAAUGUCGGAUUCAAAGCUCAGUUGCUGUGAUGAAAACGAAGGAAGAAGAGAUGAGGAAGGAAAUUAGGAUAAAACUGAGAGAAGAAAUGGAAAACAAGAUCAGAGAAGAAAGGGAGUCUUAUAGGGAUCAACUAAAAGAAAACUUGAAACGGAUAGAACAUCUGAAGCUAGAGAAGGAAGAUCUGAAGCGGGGGCCGAAGGACAUACACGAUAACCCGGCCGACCAUCAUGUAUCCAGGAGAGACGAGAAAGUGUUGGAAGCGUUGGUGCAGAGGGAAAUGGAGAUCAAGUCAAAGAAGAACAAAAUGGCUUCACAGUUACCGAACAGCUAUGGUCGGGAGAGGGAUUCACUUCUUCAGCAAAUCAAAGAUGCUGAGGAAGAACUCGCACAUGUAUUCACUGAAAGAAAAAAGGCUGAAGAAACAGUUGCGGAGGACCGGUAUUUAACCCAGCUAGAGCUGAGAGCGCAGAAUGUUAGAGAGGAGGAAAGAGAGAGUCUCCUGAAGGAAGAUGUUUCCACACUUAGUAGAUAUAGAAAGGGAAUCAAAUUUGCUGGAACCCGAUUUUUAAACUUAUUCCGGCGAAAAUAGCCUAGAUACCAAUGAAAACAUUAUGAAAACGUUAAAUUUACUUCUUGUCAUUCUUAUCCAAUGCUUUAACUUUGAGGUAAUAAAUUGGAAGAUGUUUUUUUAGGAAAA
Messenger RNA from Haliotis rufescens (red abalone), 1514 nucleotides. Its product is annotated as GTPase IMAP family member 7-like. Gene Ontology annotation, molecular function: GTP binding. The record is from RefSeq and is a predicted model, not a curated record. The transcript has 2 exons. Bases 135 to 1406 code for a protein of 423 amino acids. Lineage: Eukaryota; Metazoa; Mollusca; Gastropoda; Lepetellida; Haliotidae.